AAAAUGGAAAAAAUUAUUCUUUUUGAGUCUUUUAAUAUCAGUAAAAUAAACAAACAAAUAAAUGAAAAAGAUUAUAACAACAUCAUGGAUUUAUUGAAUGAAUUAUCUGAACUUGAUCCAAAAUGUUUGUCAGAAGAUGAUUAUAAACAAUUAAUUAAAUAUUUGCCUUUAUCACCUACUCAUAACAAUCAAGUUUUAACUGCUGGAUGUAAUGUAAUUGCUUCAUUAUGCUCAGUUGACUUAGCAAGACAUUAUUUUGGAGAAAAAAUAACCGUGUCUACUGUGAACAUAUUAAAGUCACUUAUAAGUCGUAUUAAUAAAGAUAAGUGUAUUCAAGAAUGUUUGCUUCAGACAUGUCGUGCAAUUGGGAAUCUUUGUUAUUACCAUGAAGAAAAUACUAAGUGUGCAUUAAAGGAAGGAUGUCUUUUAAUUACGAUGGAACUUUUGAAAACAAAGAUUAAUGAAAACAUUCAACCUGUCAUCAUCGGAUUAUUAUUAAAUUUAACUCAUCUGGAUGACUAUAAUUAUAAGUUUCCGGAUAAUAUGAUUGAAGAAUUAAAUUUGUAUGGAAUUCAAUACAUGGAAUAUAAGAAUAAUAACUAUAGAUUUUAUAUAAACUUGGUAUCAGUAAUGAUUAAUAUUGUUAGAAAGUCCUCAAGUAACACUAAAAUAACAGAUUAUGAAAAAUGUUAUUUUAUUGAUCGUUUAUUAAAGACAUAUAAUAUGCACAUCAAUAUUACUUCCAUUUGUAUUAAAUUCAUUAAACAAGUGUCUAAGACUUAUAAUGUUUAUAACUGGAUAUUAAAAGAAAAACAUAAAACAUUAAUAGAAGUAUUAGAUAAAUAUGAAGAAAAUCAAGAAGAAGAUCCAAAACGUAUUGUUAAAAAAAUAUGUGAUAUCAUAAUUUUACUUUCCAAUGAUGAUGGUUCGAUGGAAAAAAAUAAACAACUUGAUGUUUUAUAUUUAGUAGAAUGGCUACUUAAAAAACUAAAUUCUAAUAAUUUAUAUUUGAAGUUGUCAGCUGUAAGGUCAUUGGGAAACUUUAGUAGAUUUAAAUAUGAACCAGUUCAUACUACCAUAAGUCCUGCCAACAUUAUAAUGAAACAUAUAACAUGGUUUAUAAAUAAUUUAGACAAAUCAAUCAAAGAUAAAAAUUCAUUGAUGGAAGUAUCUAUACUUUGUUUGUUUAAAAAUCUUUUGUAUGUUACAAAUUUUGAAUCUGUGUGUGAGAAUGAUAUAGAUAAAUUGAUCAAAACCACUAUUGAUGUUUUAAAUCACACUACAUUUAAUCCAAUAGUAAUGAAAGGCUUGGAUGUUAUAAGAUAUAUCAUAAAAAAAGGUGGCAUUAGUCAAAAACAGCUUGUUCUGUACAAAAAUUCAACCUUUAUUAAAUUACUGACUUCACAUUGUAAUAGUGUUGAUGAAGACAUUCAAAUAUUAGCCAAAAAAUUACUUUAUUCAAUUAAUGAGGAUAUAAAUGAAUCUGAAAUUGUUGGAUCGAUAUCUGUGGAAGACAAUAUACAAAUUAAAGACUAACUUUGAAAAUAAUUUAAUAUAUAAUAAUAGUAAACCAAAUUAAAUAAAUUAAAAACAUUUGUUACUAGUUUUGUAUGUUACAAAGAGUUCUUAUUAAACACCAUUAUUAUA
Melanaphis sacchari is the source of this 1647-nucleotide messenger RNA. RefSeq lists its product as uncharacterized. Gene Ontology annotation, molecular function: guanyl-nucleotide exchange factor activity. Bases 4 to 1536 code for a protein of 510 amino acids. The transcript is spliced from 9 exons. Lineage: Eukaryota; Metazoa; Arthropoda; Insecta; Hemiptera; Aphididae. Gene Ontology annotation, biological process: positive regulation of GTPase activity. The record is from RefSeq and is a predicted model, not a curated record. Gene Ontology annotation, cellular component: cytosol.